AUGGUGGUGCGGCUUCGAUUAUCGAGAUUCGGAUGCAAAAAUCGACCAUUUUAUCGGGUUAUGGCCGCCGAUAGCAGAUCCCCUAGAGACGGGAAGCAUCUCGAGGUCUUGGGCUAUUUCAAUCCUUUGCCAGGCCAGGACGGUGGUAAGAGGAUGGGUCUGAAGUUUGAUCGAAUAAAGUACUGGCUAUCUGUUGGUGCUCAGCCAUCAGACCCGGUUCAGCGUCUCCUAUUCAGAUCCGGUUUACUCCCCCCUCCUCCAAUGGUAGCUAUGGGACGUAAAGGUGGAGAAAGAGAGAGUCGCCUGGUCGAUCCAAUGACUGGUCGCUAUGUGGAUGCAGAGAAAAAACCGGUAAACGAUAGCCAGCCUAAGGAAGAAGACAAUGCAGAGGACAAGAGUCCCUGA
This is a messenger RNA of Arabis nemorensis, 405 nucleotides long. NCBI's taxonomy places the organism in Eukaryota, Viridiplantae, Streptophyta, Magnoliopsida, Brassicales, Brassicaceae. The record is from the annotation of a GenBank genome assembly.